CUUUUGUCAGGAUUCUCUUGUACCCCUACUACACCAAGCGAAGGACUAGAAGCACAAAGGUUUUAAUGAGCCAGCCCCCACCAAAGUUCGAGUUUCAUUAAAGAGAACGAAACCAAGAAGAAUCCUCUCAUUUACUUCGCCGACGACGACGACGACGACGACAUGAAGCCGCUCAUGGCGAGAAACUCCCAGGACUUCUCCUCCAAGCGACACUUCCACUGGACCAAGAAGGUCGGAGCCGAUGAGGACAACGACCAAGAGCAAGAAGGAGAACGAGACCGUGCUGCUCAUGUUGUCCACGCUCUUCUCGGCGAACAUGAAAGGAAGAGCAGCGAGCCGCAGGACAAGAAGGGCAAGCUGCGACCUGACCGAAGCAGCGAGGAAGUCGUCGUCGCCCAUGACUCGGUCUCUCCAUCCCCAACCGCCAAGAAGAAGCUCCAGGCCAUUGCCGUCUCCAAGCUCCGGUCCGUCCUCGUCCAAUUCGCCAAGAACGUCCGGUCUCAUUCUCCGGGCGGCGGCGGCGGCGGCCUCGGGUCGAGAGUCGUGGGCACCAUCUUCGGCCGACGCCGAGGCCACGUCCUGUUCUCGCUGCAGAAAGACGCGAGCUCUCAGCCCGCCUUCCUGGUCGAGCUCGCGACCCCCAUCAGCGGGCUGGUCAGGGAGAUGGCCUCUGGCCUGGUCCGUAUCGCGCUCGAGUGCGACAAACCGGCCCAGAACAACGGCGGCAACAGCAACAGCAGCAGCAGCAGCAGCAACAGCAACACCAAGAGGUUAUUGGAAGAACCCGUGUGGAGGACUUACUGCAAUGGGAAGAAGUGUGGGUUUGCAGCAAGGAGAGACUGUGGGCCUAAGGAGUGGAAGGUCCUGAAGGCAGUGGAGCCCAUUUCGAUGGGUGCUGGCGUCUUGCCCCUGGACGUUGAAGAAGAAAAAGGAGGAGGAGGAGGAGGAGGCCAUGAGAGCGGUGGUCCAAGCGGCGGCGAGGGCGAGAUGAUGUACAUGAGGGCCAAGUUUGAGAGGAUCGUGGGGUCAAGAGACUGCGAGGCCUUCUACAUGAUGAAUCCAGAUUGCAAUGGAGCUCCUGAGCUCAGUGUCUAUCUGCUCAGGGUCUGAAGCAAAACGAAUGCCAUGGAAGCUGCUCUCUCUGUCUCUCUCCGAGCAGAGUCCUCCGAGAACCUUUUUUGUGUUUUGGGCCUUUCGGGUUCCGGUGCAAGAAGCAUGCUAAUGGUGACCUUGUUUA
This is a messenger RNA of Rhodamnia argentea, 1237 nucleotides long. RefSeq names its product protein MIZU-KUSSEI 1. The coding region runs from base 163 to 1110 and encodes 315 amino acids. The record is from RefSeq and is a predicted model, not a curated record. Gene Ontology annotation, biological process: hydrotropism. Lineage: Eukaryota; Viridiplantae; Streptophyta; Magnoliopsida; Myrtales; Myrtaceae. The transcript has a single exon.